Messenger RNA from Acyrthosiphon pisum (pea aphid), 2736 nucleotides. It is a transcript of the gene bsk, whose product is annotated as mitogen-activated protein kinase dJNK. Gene Ontology annotation, biological process: protein phosphorylation. The record is from RefSeq and is a predicted model, not a curated record. Bases 555 to 1748 code for a protein of 397 amino acids. NCBI's taxonomy places the organism in Eukaryota, Metazoa, Arthropoda, Insecta, Hemiptera, Aphididae. Gene Ontology annotation, molecular function: ATP binding; MAP kinase activity. The transcript has 9 exons.
GUGUUUGUCGGUCAGUCGGUGAUGAAUUGUUGCUGAGAAAAAUUCUAUAUUUUUUUGCUAAAAAGCCAAAAAUCCGAGUUUAUGCCUAAACCGGAGUAUAGUUUUUGUUUAUUCAAAAUUUAUCUAAAAUAAUUAAUGUUUCAAUGAGUGAACUAACAUUUUAUUGAUUAUUACCUUUCAUAAAAAGUGUUUUUGUAUAGUACUCUUAUCAGUAAUCACCAUCAAUCAUUACGGUUUGGAUAUUGUGAAUUAAUCAACAUUUGAGAUCUUAAACCUUAUUUAAAUAAGUGAACAAAUUUCAAAGUUACUUCAAGUAAAACCAUAUUUCAUAUACUGUGUGAAUUUUAUUUCUGAUCAUUUUGGCUUCUAAGAACAAAACUUCAGUCGUAUGCCUCAUAUUAACCCUAGGAUGACAUCUAGAGUGUCCUCCUCCAUUUUCUUUACAGUGGAGGUGGGCGAUACAAAGUUCACUAUUUUGAAACGAUAUCAAAAUUUAAAACCAAUUGGAUCUGGAGCACAAGGCAUAGUUUGUUGAAUUUGAGGUGUUCCACAAAAUGCUCGGAACACAAUCAAGGUUUGUCCAAAGACCUCAAAAUAAACCAGACACUAUGACUGAAUUAGCUGAUAUGUUCUACACUUUAGUGUUUGGUGAUACUGAAUUUUCAGUUCCCAGACGAUAUGUUGAUCUUGUACCCAAAGGUUUAGGUGCCCAGGGCAUGGUGGUUGCGGCCAUGGAUACUAUUACUCAACAAAGUGUUGCUAUUAAAAAACUAUCCAGACCAUUUCAAAAUGUAACGCAUGCAAAAAGAGCAUAUAGGGAGUUCAAACUUAUGAAAUUAGUGAAUCAUAAAAAUAUUAUUGGUUUACUAAAUGCCUUCACACCACAAAGAACAUUAGAUGAUUUUCAAGAUGUGUAUUUGGUAAUGGAACUCAUGGAUGCUAAUCUAUGCCAAGUAAUCCAAAUGGACCUUGAUCAUGAACGAAUGUCAUAUCUUUUAUAUCAAAUGUUAUGUGGAAUUAAACAUUUACACUCAGCGGGAAUUAUUCAUAGAGACCUUAAACCUAGUAAUAUUGUUGUGAAAUCUGACUGCACCUUAAAGAUUUUGGAUUUUGGAUUAGCUCGAACAGCUGGAACUACAUUUAUGAUGACCCCAUAUGUCGUUACUAGAUACUACCGUGCUCCAGAGGUAAUUUUAGGCAUGGGUUAUAAGGAAAACGUUGAUAUUUGGUCAGUAGGUUGUAUUAUGGGUGAGAUGAUAAGAGGUGGCGUAUUGUUUCCUGGAACUGAUCAUAUAGAUCAAUGGAAUAAAAUUAUAGAACAAUUGGGCACACCAUCACAAGAAUUUAUGAGAAGGUUACAACCAACUGUGAGAAAUUAUGUAGAAAAUAGACCUCGUUAUCCAGGUUAUUCAUUUGAUCGAUUAUUCCCUGAUGUACUAUUUCCAUCAGAUUCCUCUGAACAUAAUAAACUAAAAGCAAGCCAAGCACGUGACCUUUUGUCUCGAAUGCUAGUUAUUGAUCCAGAAAAGCGUAUAUCUGUUGACGAUGCAUUGCUACAUCCAUAUAUAAAUGUUUGGUAUGAUGAAAGUGAAGUAAAUGCACCAGCACCAGGACCAUGGGACCAUUCAGUAGAUGAACGUGAACAUACUGUUGAUCAAUGGAAAGAGCUUAUCUAUCAAGAAGUUAUGGAGUAUGAUCCAACUACUGCAGCAGCAGCUUCUGCUAAUGAACCACAACCGAUCCGAUAAACUCCACUGGCAUAGUUUACCUCCGUCCAAUGUCUGACAACUGUGUCAUAAGUAUAGUAUUAAUAAAGUUGUAGGUAUAGUCUUCCAUAACUUGAAAGUAACUUACAUUUUUAAUUCCUUUUGAAAUGGACGAAAUUUCUACAAAAAUGAAAUCAUUAUGUAACUAUAGCUGUACUUUAUAAGUAAAUUUUGAGAAAACUUAUCCACAUUUUGGAAUUUUUUUACAGAAAUUUUCUUAUGAGAAAAAAUAUUCAAGAUAAAACAAAUUAGAUAUUAACGGUUGUGAGUUUUUUUUUUUUGUCUAAUUAGAAUGUUUAAAUAAAAUUAAGCUCGCUGUAAAUUUAUAUAAAUAUAUAUAUAAGGGCAUCCCUAUUAAUCUGUAAAUUAAGGUUUAUACAUAAGUAAAUUAUAAAAUAAUUAUAUAUAGUAUAAAUAAUGUAAAAUCUUGACUAUUCUCACCCUUGCAGACCAAUUUGUGUCAGAAUGUAAAAUGUAAUGUAGUUAUAUUUAUAUAUGAGAUACUUUUCUCUGUUUUUUUCCGUUAAACUUAUGAUUGGUAAAAACAUUGAUCUCAAUAUAAACUUAUUACCUAUUGUUUAACUAAAUCUAUUUUAAGUACAACAAUUCUAUGUUUUGAUAGAAGCAGAUAAUCUUAAUUUAUUAGUAAUAUUCAUUGCAUAUACCUUAAUUUAGUCAAUUGUUUUUCCACCAUCUUUUAUAAUUAGUUGAAUUUGAAUUUUUGUCAUACUAAAUUUUAUACGCACAGUUUAAAACUGCAUUCUUAGGUCUGUAAGGGUAGAUUUAAACUGUUGGGAUGUUAAGCCUUUUUUUAGAACUAGGCUUAUUAAGUACUGUAAAACUAUAAAUACCUUUGUAUUGUAUUGCUCAUACAAUCAUGAGCUAUGAUAUUUAUAUGAAUAUCAAAAAUAAUAAUAAUUAAAUAUUAUUUAUAAUGAGAAAAAAAAAUAAAAAAAAAAUAUAGAUUAUA